Molecule: messenger RNA, 516 nt
Organism: Linum tenue
Lineage: Eukaryota; Viridiplantae; Streptophyta; Magnoliopsida; Malpighiales; Linaceae
Source: the annotation of a GenBank genome assembly
AUGAUCACUUCCUCGUCUCCCGUUUCACAGCCUAGGGACGAUCAUCAACAACCGUGUCCACCGCCAACAACACUCACGAGAAGGAUUUAUUGUGAUGGUUCUUUCGAUCCUAUUUCAAGAGAGGCGGCUUAUGGGGUGGUUAUUACUAACCCUCAUGGACAGUUUGUGGAUGGUAAGGCUGGACGGGUUGUUUGUUCAUCCCCUAUAGAGACUGAAGCCUAUGCUUUGUUGGAAGCAUGCAAGUUGGCGAUGAGAGAGCAUGUCCCAUCAACUAUAUUUUCAGAUUGUAAAGCUCUAGUGGAUGCUCUGAAGAACCACUCGGAUUUGUGGCCCUGGAAUUGCUACGCUAUCCUCUCCUCCAUUCAACGUAUUAUCCAGGUGUCCAAUUGGAUCAACAUUGCCUUCACUUGCCGACGGAACAACAAAGAAGCAGACUGGAUUGCCCGAAAUGCUAGAUUAAACACCCUCCACCAGGACUGGCUUGUUGUCCUUAAUAUCAUCUCUGCUUUCCUGUAA